AUGAACCAAAUAUUUCAACAUCAAUUGAGGCGAUUCGUACUGGUUUUCUUUGAUGAUUUACUUGUGUACAGCAUCACUAUGACUGAAUACCUGCAGCAUAUGAGGAAGGUAUUUUCCAUUCUCUCAACAAAUUCUCUUCAUAUUAAUGCCAAGAAAUGUAGAUUUAGAGAAAGCAAACUAGAGUAUUUGGGCCAUUGGGUGUCGGUAGGAGUAGAAGUCGAUAAGGAGAAGAUAUCUGCCAUGACUAAUUGGCCAAUUCCUAGAAAUCUUAACUCCGUGAGUUCCUAGGACUCACUGGAUAUUACAGGAAAUUUAUUGCCAACUAUGCUUCAAUUGCAUGACCACUAACACAAUUACUAAGAAAAGAUGCAUUUUUUUGGUCAAGAGAAGCACAAGCAACCUUCUCGACCCUUAAACAAGCAAUGACUAUGGCUCCAGUAUUAGCAUUACCAAAUUUUUCACAAGAAUUUAUCGUGGAAACUAAUGCUUCUGGAUCAAGUGUUGGGGCCAUUCUCAUGCAACAAGGGUGCCCGAUAGCUUAUUUUAGUCAAGCACUUCCAAGAAGAGCCAAAUUAAAAUUGGCCUAUGAACGGGAGUUGAUGGCUAUAGUGUUGAUAGUAAGGAAAUGGAGGCAUUAUCUUAUAUGUCAACAUUUUAUCAUCAAAAUAGACUAG
Messenger RNA from Spirodela intermedia, 674 nucleotides. NCBI's taxonomy places the organism in Eukaryota, Viridiplantae, Streptophyta, Magnoliopsida, Alismatales, Araceae. The record is from the annotation of a GenBank genome assembly.